GAUGGCCUUGUGACUGGCACAUAAAUGCACCGCGCAGCUCCAGACUGUUCUGACCAGAGCUCAAGGACAGAAUGGAAACAAAGGUGUAAGCGGCUUUAAGCCUGUGGAUUUGGAGCAGUGUUGUUGAUAAGCCUCGUCACUUAGUGGGGAAUAACCGGGCUGCCGAGGAAGUGUAGAACCGUGCCAAAUUGUAAGACUAGUUUAAAUCAUUGAUUAGAAUGAACCGGUAGGCUACAUCAAAAUAUGUAUGGGACAGUGCAUGCGUCUGGCUGAAGUUUGAUUCAUGCUGGUGAUGUAUUGUUCCUGCCUGACUGGCUCGAGAGCCCUGCGUAAAGAACGCGCUCAAAAGUUUGAUGGCGAGUAGCACGACGCUGCGCCUCCUCAUCUUUUCUUCGGCGCGAAGACGACUGACGGACGAAGGACAAGCUUUUGAAAUGAAACUUCGAAAUGAAAAACAUCUUGAAUGCAGGUUUGAGCCGAUACCCACAUGAAAAGUAUUACCAAGACCGCCGCUUUCGCUCUGACCGCGGUCAAUGAGGGAGAGUGGAACCUUUUCUGGGCGAAAGCGGCUGUUUGCAGAAAUGCAAGCCAAUCUCACCGUCUCAAACAACACUGUGCUAGUCCGGGACAGUGAAUAUAACUUUCCAGCUCUUAUAUUCGGAAUUUUGCUAAUCGUGGUCAUCAUUUGUGGGAAUUUACUAGUCUGUCUCAGCGUUCACACAGAAAAAUCUUUGAAAACUACAACGAACUACUUCAUUGUCAGUUUGGCUGUUGCUGAUUUGAUGUUGGCAGUGUUGGUUCUGCCACUGUUUGUGUAUGCAGAGUUCCAGGGGGGAGUAUGGUCCCUGAACAUGACCAUCUGCGACAGCCUGAUGACCAUGGAUGUAAUGCUCUGUACAGCCUCCAUCUUCAACCUGUGUGCUAUCAGCAUCGACAGGUUCAUCGCGGUGGUCAUCCCACUGAACUACAACCGUAAACACGUGGACCAGAGACAGAUGUUCCUGCUGUGUGGCACCUGGAUCCUGGCCCUCGCCGUGGCUUCGCCCGUCAUGUUCGGCAUCAACAACGUCCCCAGAAGGGACCCCAGAGAGUGCAAGCUGGAGGACGACGACUAUGUGGUGUACUCCUCCGUGUGCUCCUUCUUCAUCCCCUGCCCCAUCAUGCUGCUGCUGUACUGCGGCAUGUUCCGGGGCCUGCGCCGCUGGGAGGAGGCGCGUAAGGCCAAGCUGAGGUGCAGCCUCCAGGCCUGCAGGAAGCUUCAGGAGGCUGCGGCCUCACUGCCCCCGCUGGCCUCCCUGCCCCCGCCCCUGCCUCCCAUCAUCGAGCGGGACCUCACAGACCAGGACCCGGAGCGGCCCUGCUCCUUCACCCCCCCGGGGCUCAAGGACGGGCCGGUGCCCACGGUGGCUUUCUCCUCCUACAGGUUCAUCCCUGAACCCCCGAAGAGGAAGAGAGCCAAGAUCAACGGGCGGGAGAGGAAGGCUAUGAAGGUGCUUCCUGUCGUAGUGGGUGUGUUCCUGUUGUGCUGGACGCCCUUCUUUGUGGUGCACACCUUGAGAGCCAGGUGUUCCUCCUGCUCCAUCCCCCCCAGCCUGAUGAGCAUCGUCACCUGGCUGGGCUACGUCAACAGUGCCCUCAACCCCAUCAUCUACACCGUCUUCAACACAGAGUUCAGGAACUUCUUCAAAAAGUUCCUUCACAGCUGCUGUAACAGAAGCUAGGAGCCUUCCUGCAAUACAAACAAGCACAACAACCCCAUUUUAAGGACGCUACAACAUAUGUGCAUUUAUUAUUAUGUUAUGCUGCACUUUUGCCAUUGCAUUUGGGUUUCCUCUCUCUCUACUUUUAUGUAUUUUGUAUAAUAAUGUUUAUUUUGUUCUAUUGAUUUACUUGUGAUUGAUUUUCCAUUGUGACAGCAAUGUGUGUUUGUCAAGCUGGCAGUUUCCAUGUUUUAUGUGGAACAGCUUUAUGGUGAGGAAUAUCACUCAAUUCCAUCUCACUCCAAAAGAGGCUGAGAAAUACUGGCAGGGCAUUUAGUUCUGAGAUUAGAAGAUUCUUUUUUGUACAUUGUUGCGUUAAAAGAAAAAACGAUUUCAGAAUAAACAGUUUCCAUAGUAAUGA
Messenger RNA from Hypomesus transpacificus, 2121 nucleotides. It is a transcript of the gene drd4a, whose product is annotated as dopamine receptor D4a. The record is from RefSeq and is a predicted model, not a curated record. Gene Ontology annotation, molecular function: dopamine neurotransmitter receptor activity, coupled via Gi/Go; G protein-coupled receptor activity. Bases 534 to 1721 code for a protein of 395 amino acids. Gene Ontology annotation, biological process: adenylate cyclase-inhibiting dopamine receptor signaling pathway; adenylate cyclase-activating adrenergic receptor signaling pathway. NCBI's taxonomy places the organism in Eukaryota, Metazoa, Chordata, Actinopteri, Osmeriformes, Osmeridae. Gene Ontology annotation, cellular component: plasma membrane. The transcript has 4 exons.